UGUAUUUCAUAAUUUAAGGGGACAACUUUGACUGCUUGACUGUAAUUUUUUUAAAGCAAGUCAAAAAUGGCGGUGUUUGGCCAAAAGUGAGGUUAGGUCAAAAAAAAACAAAAAGUUUUUGCAAUGAGUGUGCCCCCAAAUGCAGCCCCUCCGGAGCCCAUCAACACCGAGUCCACUGGCUGGAAGAUUUUUUCUGCUUUUAUUCACGACACCCCUCUAAGUGUGCCCGAGGAAGACCUGUGGACUUACGUUUCUGACGAACUGAAGCUCGAUACUCAAGGGAUUCCGUACGAAUGCAGGGAACAAUUGCCUUUAAUCUUAGUGGCGUUUAUGAAUAUCUGGUCCGGGUGGCACUUUAAGACCGAUUUUCGGGAGGGGAAGUUUCCCAAGGAGCAUUAUUACCAUCGUUUCCACAAGUAUAUGAGACACAAAUUGCACACAGCCAUUCGGGGGCAGCUAGCUGUUGCUCUCAAAGCCGUAAAAGACCAGCAGCAGAGAACGGCUGCGCUAGUUCAGGCGGAGCCUGAGAAUAAAAUUGAUUCGGAUUUUUCGCCCUUCACUAUUCACGUGCAGUGUCCGGCAAAUAUGUUGAAUACUAUUGUUUUCUCAAAUGUUGGAGAUGAUAUUGUGAUGAAACAGCACCUUGGGGGCGAAUGGGAGGAAUUAACAACAACCCAACUUUUGAACUGGCCUCACGUUGAGGCGAUUUUUCGUACGAAGGAUAUCUGUUUCGUGCGACGGCAACGCACUGAAUAUUUGCGUUAUUUAAAUUUCUUACCGCACGAAUCGGUCAAACACUCAGAAUCCGUCAUUGACAACGUGGAAAUUUUGCCGAAUUACGGAAACCAAAGGCGGUGUUUCAGCUACAACUUCUUCAAGGCGUAUUUUAACACUUAUCUCGAAUUUUUGGAGAAAUUGGUCGCUCCAGUAAAAUUCAACGAGAUCCAAGACAUCCUCACUCAGUUCCUCGAGGACGUGAAAUACAUCAACGUGAAUAACAGCAUGGUGACCAACACUUCAGUCUCAUUCAGAUUAUCUCCAGUGCCAUUCAUUCGCAAUAAAAAAUUAGUGAAAAACUCCGAUAAUAAACUAGACUCGAGGGUGGGAUAUUGUGAAAUAAUAACGCCACAAAUUGAGUUGAUUUUGGUGUAUUGCAAGGCCGAACAGACGGAUACGCCAUAUCUCAGUUUUGAUUUCAUCGAAGAACUGAAAAAUUCGGACAAAACUGAGGCUGUCAUUAUGCCGUCCAUAGUGUACAGGUGUACGUUUUGCAGUGUUCGAUUUACUUCGCACGAUUCGAAAAAAAUGUUACUGCAGCAUUUAAAAAUUACACACAAGAUGGAACAACAAGUUCGGUGUACUUACUGUAAGAAACAUUUUAAUGUGCCCAGUUUGGCGGCAAAUCGGUGGUCACAUAAGUGUCAGCCAAGUCAAAAUAGUUCGGUUAGUCGUUCUAAUAAUGCGGUGUCAAGUACUUCAGGCACUUCAAGUGAGCAAACGAGUAUUACAAUUAAUUAAAAAGUUAUUGUUUGAAGGAAAAGAGAAAUGUAUUUUGUAUUGUGUGAUGAUUUAGUCUUGGUUGAUAAUUUUGCCACUUCAUUUUUUACUUCGGUUGUACUCAUACAAGGUGAAUCAGCAAAAAAUAUUUUUACUAAUUUUUUACGUGUGUUUUUCCAAAACAUAUCUUUUAAGCUUCGUUAGAAAUCUUCAUAUUUCGAUCAAUUAAUAACUGUAGAAAAAUUCACUUGCACAGAGAAACAUAUAAAGUACUUAAUAGCACUUAAUAGCAGCAAUAGCACUUAAUUCGGUGUAAUCAUUGUUUUUUUAGAAAAAUGCUAUUAGCAGACUCACCUGUAUGCCACCAGGUUAAUGUAUUUAUUAUUUUUUAACUUGUAUUUAAGUAUAGUAUUUGUUUAAUUUUACACUUAGUCAAGAAUAAGAACAUCGAAGUAAGGAUUUCACGUCAUGCGUUUUUUUGUUAUUUUCUAUAGCUAUUAAUUUAGGUUCUGUUAUUUAGAAAUUUUCAAUUUUGAAAAUUAUUUGUGUUAUACAAUGGCGAGCAAAAAAUUUCGGGCACCUUUGACAUUUCACUGACAUAAUCCUGUGUAAUUCCCUAUCCUUUUUGACAAUGAAGUGACAAAAGUGCCCGAAAUUUUUUGCUCGCCGUUAUACGUGAAUGAUAAUAAACAAUUAUGCAUUUUUUA
Molecule: messenger RNA, 2204 nt
Organism: Tribolium castaneum (red flour beetle)
Lineage: Eukaryota; Metazoa; Arthropoda; Insecta; Coleoptera; Tenebrionidae
Exons: 3
Coding region: 124-1518 (464 amino acids)
Source: RefSeq, a predicted model, not a curated record